Mytilus californianus (California mussel) is the source of this 716-nucleotide messenger RNA. RefSeq lists its product as uncharacterized. The coding region runs from base 1 to 504 and encodes 167 amino acids. The transcript is spliced from 3 exons. The record is from RefSeq and is a predicted model, not a curated record. NCBI's taxonomy places the organism in Eukaryota, Metazoa, Mollusca, Bivalvia, Mytilida, Mytilidae.
AUGCAGACCAAUUCAGUAAAGACAAGUGUAGAAUCAAAGCAGAAGUUUCUCAAUACGAAACAAUUGCACUGUGGAGAUGGUGGGGUAUCUGCAGGGGUAGGCGGACUUGGUUCUGUAGGAGUACACGGUAGUUACGAUAAGGGUAAAGGUGUCAGUGGAGGUGUUCAUGGUAGUGUUGGUGUUCCCGGAGCAGAAGUGGGAGGUUCUGUGGAUGUUAAUUCACAUGGGACUGUUUCUGUAGGUGGCAGUGCAACUGCAGGUGGAUCUACGUUAAGUGGUAGCGUUAAUUCCAAAGGGGAAACUGAUUCCAGCUUGACUCAAUCAGUUCCAUUUGGAAAACGAGACGUUGAGGUUGGAGAAGAAAUUGUGAAUGAUGAAUCCGAAGAAUUGAACAUGAUUGUCAGUAACCAACAUACUAAUGGCGGCAAAUCCGGUGGUGUUUUAAUAACAAUACUUAUUCCACAAAGGAGUAGGAUACAACAGCCAAAGAUUACCUAUCUUUAAUUCUACAUGACACUUCAAGCCACAGAAACUUUAUUCUGGAUUUUAUGCCUUUAAGUCAGGGCUCAAUGAUUAUCUAGACUGGUGUAAUAUUGCGGGUUUAGAAACAUAUUUUGUUCAUUAUUACAUAAAGUUAAUAAAUUCAUAGAUUCCAUAAUGUUCUUUUGUACUUGAUCCUUUUAAAAUAAAUGUUGCCUGAAGCGUCCCAUUGUGGU